ACAACAUAAAAUGGUGAGUGUUUGGUGGCAAUGACAUGCAUAUCAUAUCUUAUCAUAAUCAAUCAUACUCUAAUGUAACAAAGAAGCGCGAAUCAUUGGAUACCUUACCUUGCAAUUGAAACCGAUUUUGGCGCUUCACCAACCAUUUACCAACUGCUAUUUUAUGUAAUGUAAUCUUAUUCACAUUAAUCACUUGUAUUGUAUGCUUCGCUUUGUUUGUUGAAUUUUCCGAUCGAAGAAGAAGAAGAAGAAGAAGAUGGCUGGGUCGUGUUGGCCUUCUGAUACAGAGCUAAAUGAAAUGAGAGAGAAAGUUUCUCAAAUGGCAAAGGUGAAGAAAGAGGAUGUUCGAGUUGUCGUAUCACCCUAUCGUAUUUGUCCUUUGGGGGCACAUAUUGAUCAUCAGGGUGGGACUGUUUUAGCUAUGACAAUCAAUAAGGGAAUACUUCUGGGGUUCACUCCUUCUGGAAGUGAUGAGUUUGUAAUUCGUUCGGGACAGUUUCAAGGAGAAGUGAAGUUCAGAGUUGAUGAUAUUCAGCAGCCAGUGCAAACUACUAAGAUAAAAAAUGAUAACAUGGCAGAGAAUUCUUCCGAGCCACAGGAACAAUGUAACUGGGGGCGUUAUGCUAGAGGAGCUGUAUAUGCACUACAGAAUAGGGGACACAAUAUUUCAAAGGGUAUCAUUGGAUACAUACGUGGUUCUGAUGGUCUGGACAGUUCGGGAUUAAGUUCUUCUGCCGCAGUUGGAGUAGCUUACCUCUUGGCUUUGGAGCAUGCAAAUGAUUUAGUAAUAUCUCCUACUGAAAAUAUUGAAUAUGAUAGGUUGAUUGAGAAUGAAUAUUUGGGUCUGAAAAAUGGCAUAAUGGACCAAUCAGCUAUAUUACUUUCGAGGCAUGGUUGUUUGAUGUGCAUGAAUUGCAAGCAUAUGCAGACGAAAGAAUAUAAGCUUAUUCACCGGCCAACGGUGCAAGAUUACAAAAAGAGUGAACAACCGAAAGCAGCCAAAAUGUUGCUGGCUCUUUCUGGUUUGAAGCAAGCUUUGACUACCAACCCUGGAUAUAAUAGGCGAGUUGCAGAGUGUAAAGAGGCUGCACAAAUUCUUCUUGAAGCAUCUGGAGAUCAUGAAGCGGAGCACAUCCUAUCAAAUGUUGCACCAGAAGUUUAUGAGGCUCACAAGUGCAAAUUAGAACCUGAUCUGGCCAAAAGAGCAGAGCAUUAUUUCUCAGAGAAUAUGCGUGUUAUGAAAGGAGUUGAGGCUUGGGAAACGGGAAGUUUAGAAGAUUUUGGAAUUCUCAUCGCUGCUUCUGGUCGAAGUUCCAUUCAAAAUUAUGAAUGUGGUUCUGAACCACUGAUUCAACUGUAUGAGAUCCUAUUGAGAGCUCCUGGUGUAUUGGGAGCACGUUUCAGUGGUGCUGGGUUUAGAGGAUGCUGUAUUGCCCUUGUGGAGGAGCACCUUGCUACUGAAGCUGCAUCAUUUGUCAGGAGAGAAUAUCUCAAAGCCCAGCCCGAGUUAGCUAGUCAGAUAAGCAGAGAUACUGCAGUUUUAGUAUGUGAUUCUGGUGAUUGCGCACGUGUAAUUUGAGCAGUAUUUUUAUUGUCAUUUCUUGUCAAUAGCAGCUGUUAAUCUCAUUAUAGUCAAUCAAAUCUUCUGCAUUUUUUUUUUCAUUAUUUUUUGUGGCUUUGAGCUAGAAAAAUGAUACUUUGACACAAUUUUGGCAUCAAAUUCGACAACAUAUUAGAUUAGAUGGUUAA
This is a messenger RNA of Medicago truncatula (barrel medic), 1749 nucleotides long. Its product is annotated as galacturonokinase. The record is from RefSeq and is a predicted model, not a curated record. Gene Ontology annotation, biological process: carbohydrate phosphorylation; galactose metabolic process. Gene Ontology annotation, cellular component: cytoplasm; cytosol. Gene Ontology annotation, molecular function: ATP binding; galactokinase activity; galacturonokinase activity. The transcript has 14 exons. NCBI's taxonomy places the organism in Eukaryota, Viridiplantae, Streptophyta, Magnoliopsida, Fabales, Fabaceae. Bases 257 to 1579 code for a protein of 440 amino acids.